AUAUAAGAGGUGUGAUUUUCAGAAAGCGAAUACAAACCGUUUCACCUUUCGUUCACCAAGAUGAUGAAAUCUGUAAUCCUAGCAGCAGCACUACUGUGCGCAGCAUUGGCCACUCCUCCAUAUUAUGGUGGAGGUAGAGGAUACGGAGGCGGAAGCUACGGCGGUUUGUACGGAGGCGGAGGCUACGGAGGCGGAGGCUACGGCGGUUUGUACGGAGGCGGAGGCUACGGCGGUUUGUACGGAGGCUACGGUGGCGGAUACGGAGGCGGAUAUGGAGGUGGAUAUGGAAGCGGAUACGGAGGGGGCUACGGAGGCGGAUACGGAGGCCUCGGUGGUAUGUACGGAGGCUACGGUGGCGGAUACGGUGGACUAGGUGGCGGCUACGGCAUGUACGGAGGCGGAGGCAUGUACGGAGGCGGGGGCUACGGGGGUUUGUACGGAGGCUACGGUGGCGGAUUAGGGGGCUACGGAGGCGGAUACGGAGGCGGAUACGGAGGUGGAUACGGACGAUAUACGAAAGGAAAAAAGUAUUGAUGAAAUGUCGACCAUAUUUUGAACAACGGACCUUCCACUUUCUCAAGAC
Mya arenaria is the source of this 583-nucleotide messenger RNA. RefSeq names its product acanthoscurrin-1-like. Bases 61 to 534 code for a protein of 157 amino acids. The transcript is spliced from 3 exons. The record is from RefSeq and is a predicted model, not a curated record. NCBI's taxonomy places the organism in Eukaryota, Metazoa, Mollusca, Bivalvia, Myida, Myidae.